Messenger RNA from Lasiodiplodia theobromae, 684 nucleotides. RefSeq names its product Cytochrome P450. The transcript has 2 exons. The record is from RefSeq and is a predicted model, not a curated record. Gene Ontology annotation, molecular function: iron ion binding; monooxygenase activity; oxidoreductase activity, acting on paired donors, with incorporation or reduction of molecular oxygen. Lineage: Eukaryota; Fungi; Ascomycota; Dothideomycetes; Botryosphaeriales; Botryosphaeriaceae. The coding region runs from base 1 to 684 and encodes 227 amino acids.
AUGUUCAUUGACGUUGCCAAAGGACGAAAGUUUGAUUUGGUCGAAGGUCAACUGUCUAUCGCUUCCGCGGCCUUACACACCACUACAGACUUGAUCAUUCAGAUCCUCUACGACCUUUGCGCUCAUCCGGAGUACUUUGCUCCACUGCGAGAGGAGAUCACUUCAGUCAUUCAAGAGCAUGGGUGGCAGAAGAAAACUUUCCAACAGCUGAAGUUCAUGGAUAGUUUGAUGAAGGAGACGCAAAGACUCAAACCGAUCGGCCAAACCGCCGUUCAAAGGGUACCUAUGGUAGACGUCAAAUUGUCGGAUGGGACCGUUCUUCCCAAAGGUAGCCACGUUGUGGUGUACAACGACGGCAGCCGUGACCCGAAAAUCUUCGAGAACCCGGAGAGGUUUGAUCCGUACCGAUUUCUCAGAAUGCGUAGCGAGCCUGGGAAAGAGAACUCGAAUCAGUUCGCUAGCACCAGUCCGAGCCAGCUAGGUUUCGGACACGGCAUACAUUCAUGCCCUGGGAGAUUUUUCGUCUCGAACGAGGUCAAGAUUAUUUUGUCUCACAUGGUCAUGAAAUACGAUUGGAAAUUUGCUGACGGGCAGGAUGUUCCGGAGCCAAUUGCGGUGGGCUCGGACUUUGUCACGAAUCCUGAAGGGAGAUUGAUGUAUAGACUGCGAGAAAAUCCUGCUUAG